AGGGGAAAAAGCAGCAGCAACUCUCCAACAAUGGGUCUUCGUACACUCGAUCCUCCAGCUGUGCUAUUCUUUCCGACCAUUAGCAUGCCACCGUCAAAGGAUUCCACGUCUGGGUUGAUGAAGAAUCUAAACCGUUUUGAAGGGGCGAAGUCUCCGGAUCAAGAUGUAUCGACACAGCGUCCAGGUGUCUUGAGCCGAUUAGUGGAAUUGGCCGGCGGCCGUGUGGAGAUGGCGCACCACAUAUUGGAUAAUCUGGAACGCGACCUCAAGAUAUCCCGUGCAACUGGACGCGAUCUGUUCUACGAGCACGAGCGCUUGGUAGUUCACAUUUUGCGGGAAAGCACAGAGAAAUUGUCCUCUAUUGGAGGAGGGAAUCAAUGGGCGAAAAAUUAUCCUGUUCUCGGAAACAGUACGCUUAACAAGCUGCGAGGUGCGACACAGUCAUCGAGUUCGAGCCUUAGCCCUUUUGCAAGUCCUAUGCUUGCAGGCAGAAGCCGUGUUAUGGCCACACGUGGUGGAAUCUUCAGAGAGCCUGGACAGAUGCUUGCGUUUGGUGAGCAGCCUUUCAAUGAGAAUUUUAUGCUGCAGCAGGCCAUAGAGGGCGCGGUAGAAGGCACUUCACCAUUUGAGUUUGACAACGUUCCAGACGGGAUAGCAAAAACUACAAGUGAAGAACAGAGACUCGAAAAGCAAGAGGGGAUCGUUUCCGAAGAGGCUCUUGUCCCACCAACCGAAAAUCCUAGUAAUGUUGCAGGGUCAACAGUGCCAAAUCGCGUUAUUGCCGAGUACAAU
Amoebophrya sp. A25 is the source of this 792-nucleotide messenger RNA. NCBI's taxonomy places the organism in Eukaryota, Dinophyceae, Syndiniales, Amoebophryaceae. The record is from the annotation of a GenBank genome assembly.